Molecule: messenger RNA, 357 nt
Organism: Clunio marinus
Lineage: Eukaryota; Metazoa; Arthropoda; Insecta; Diptera; Chironomidae
Source: the annotation of a GenBank genome assembly
AUGGAAUGUUUCGUAAAUGAUGUUGAUUUGGGGAAUUUUAAAAACCUCAAUAAUCCUGACAAUGCGAUCAAGGUUGAUGAAACUAUUUCAUUUCACACCCUCGUUAAGAAAAAUCGCGAUCCAUUUUUAAACCAAAAUUUAAAAGAGACCAAGAGAAAAACUUCUAAGUUAUCUACAAUAAAUAAAGCGGAAGAAGAUACAUCAGGUUUCGAAACAAUUUAUUGCAACAAAGGACUUUUUGGAUUUAUAUUUUUCCUUCAAAACAAUCAGCUUUCAGCCCUUAGUUGUGCUUCUCAGAUCUCUCUUUCAUCUGAGAGGAUCAAAUCACAACCUAAUAAAAGUACUCUUUGUGAAUAA